This is a messenger RNA of Poecilia reticulata (guppy), 1313 nucleotides long. The record is from RefSeq and is a predicted model, not a curated record. Lineage: Eukaryota; Metazoa; Chordata; Actinopteri; Cyprinodontiformes; Poeciliidae.
AUGUGUGGAAUCCCAGUCUUCUGCUGGAUCACUGCUACAGUUCUGGAGAACAUGAUGACCUCAGAGCAGAGAGGAGAGCUGCCCAAGACCAUGACUGACAUGUACUCACACUUCCUGCUGGUCCAGACAAAGAGGAAGAAGAACAAGUACCAUGGAGGACAUGAGACAAGUCCACAGGAGCUGAUGGAGGCUGACAGGAAAGUUCUUCUGAAGCUGGGGAGGCUGGCGUUGGAACAUCUGGAGAAAGGAAAUAUCAUGUUCUACCAAGAAGACCUGGAGCAGUGUGGACUGGAUGUCACAGAGGCCUCAGUGUACUCAGGAGUUUGUACAGAGAUCUUCAAAAGAGAGAGUGGGAUCUGCCAGAAACCAUUCUACUGCUUUGUUCAUCUGAGCAUUCAGGAGUUUCUGGCUGCAGUUUACAUGUUCCACUGUUUCACCAGCAGGAAGACAGAAGUGAUGGAGAAGUUCCUGGGAGAAAAUUACAGUGAAACAUCUCUGGAGGAUUUUAUGAAGAGAGUUAUGUCUAAAUCCUUUCGCAGUAAAAAUGGCCACCUGGACCUGUUUGUUCGCUUCCUUCAUGGACUCACUCUGGAGUCCAACCAGAGUCUGUUAGGAGGCCUGCUGGGUCAGAUAGAGAUCCGUCCAGAAACCAUCCAGAGAGUCAUUGACAAUCUGAAGGAGAUGAACUCUGAUAGAAUCUCUUCUGACAGAAGCAUCAACAUCUUCCAAUGUCAGGUGGAGAUGAACGACCUCUCAGUGUUUCAGGAGAUCCAACAGCUGCUGAAAUCAGGGAAUGAACUGUCAGAGAUCCAGUGUUCAGCUCUGGCCUUCAUGCUGCAGAUGUCAGAGGUUCUGGAUGAGUUGGACCUGGAGAAAUACAACACAUCAGAAUCAGGACGACUGAGACUGGUUCCAGCUGUGAGGAACUGCAGAAAGGCUCRACUUGGUGGCUGUAAACUCAGUGAGGCUGAAUGUGAAGUUGUGGCUUCAGCUCUGAAGUCCAACCAACAUCUGACUGAACUGGAAAUCAAUCAGAUCCACAUAAAUAAAACCAUUACGGACUCUGAACUGAAUCAUGUGUGUGAGAUCCUUCAGAGUUCAGUCAGUAAAGUGACGAGUCUGAGGUUUGUUUUCUCUAUUUAUCCUAUAAAAUCUUUCAUUGAUACUUUAAUAUUUAUCUUCACAUUUAUUUUGUUUUCUUUAAAAACAAUCUGAUCUAGAAAUGUCAUGCUUCAUCAGGUCACUGAUCAGAAACUUUAGAGCUGAUUCAGAAUUAAUCCAUCAUGUUUCUGAUGAUCAAUAAUGAUCAGAUG